Columba livia (rock pigeon) is the source of this 2022-nucleotide messenger RNA. RefSeq names its product methanethiol oxidase-like. The record is from RefSeq and is a predicted model, not a curated record. NCBI's taxonomy places the organism in Eukaryota, Metazoa, Chordata, Aves, Columbiformes, Columbidae. Bases 207 to 1643 code for a protein of 478 amino acids. Gene Ontology annotation, molecular function: selenium binding; protein binding. The transcript is spliced from 12 exons.
UGUGGUGCUGGGCUGGCACCUCCCAAACGCUGGGUAGCGACGGCUCCUCCCUGGGCAGCUUCGCCUUGUCCCCCCACCCCUGGGUUGGGAUAUAAAGUCCCCCGGGAGCAGCCGUAGCCCCAGACACCCCGCUCCGGCGAGACUGACACGAGUGCAGCUCCAGCGCCAGCAGCUCCGCUCGCAGGAGAGGGACCCGCAGCUCCAGCAUGGCAAACAAAUGCAAAGUUCCGUGCCAGCAGUUCCAGACCUGCCAGGACAUUGCGAAAGGAGUGUGCUGUGUACCAGUUCCUCGGGAGGACGUCGCCUACGUGACCUGCACCUACAGGAAUACGUGCAUUGAGAAGCCUGACUUCCUGGCCACUAUCGACCUUGACCCCUGCUCGCCCUGCUAUGGCCAGGUGAUCCACCGCCUGUUCAUGCCCAACCUUGGGGACGAGCUGCAUUCGUUUGGCUUGAGCGAUCCCUGCGUCUGCCCUGACAAUUGCGGCACACGAUGGAACAAGCUGAUUGUGCCCGGUUUGAUUUCUUCCCGCAUUUACGUGGUGGAUUUGGCAUGCCAGUGCCGCGCUCCCCGGGUGUGCAAGAUCAUCCCGCCCGAGUGCGUCUUCUGGACGUGUGACAAGGGCUACCUCAACGUCCCCCGCCAGCUGCCGUGCGGUGACGUCCUGAUUGCCAACGUGGGAGACCCGGCCGGCAACUCCAAAGGUGGGUUUGUGGUGCUGGAUGGACAGAACUUUGAGCUGAAGGGGAACUGGGAGAAGGACUGCGAGUCUCCCGCCGGCGGGUACCAGUUCUGGUUCCAGCCGUGCCUCGACGUCCUGAUCAGCACGUCUGGAUUUGCCCUCAAUGUCGUGGGACGCGGGUUCUGCCCUGACGACCUCAAGAAAGGGGUCUUCGGGCGCAACAUCUACGUGUGGAACUUGUCGUGCCGCAGAGUCAUCCAGUGCAUUGACCUGGGGGAGGACUCCCUGCCCCUGAGCGUGAAAUUCCUGCACAACCGUAACGCUGCCGAGGGCUACGUCAGCUGCGCCCUGAGCGGCGUCAUCUACCGCUUCUACAAGUGCCAGAGAGACUGCUGGGAGGUGGAAGAGGUGAUUCGCAUCCCAGACAAGGAGGUGAAGAACUGGAUCAUGCCCAGGAUGCCAGCCUUCAUCGUGGACAUCGUCAUCUCCCCGGAUGACCGGUUCCUGUACGUCAGCAACUGGUGGCACGGAGACGUCCGCCAGUACGAGCUGACCAGGGGCUGCAAGCCCCGGCUGGUGGGACAGGUGUUCGUAGGAGGCAGCAUCGUGCGCUGUGGGCCCGUGGCCGUGUGCCGGGACGAGGAGCUGAAGUGCCAGCCCGAGCCCUUGGUGGUCAAGUGCCGCAGGGUGUACGGCGGCCCCAGCCGCUUGCAGCUCAGCCGGGACGGCAAGAGGCUGUACGUCACCACCUCCUUCUACAGCGCCUGGGACAGGCAGUUCUACCCCGACAUGGUCCGGGAAGGCGCCGUCAUGGUGCUGAUCGAUGUGGACACCGAGAGAGGAGGCCUGACCGUGAACAAGGACUUCCUGGUGGAUUUCGGAAAGGAGCCCUGCGGCCCGUGCCUGGCUAAUGCCAUCCACUUCCCUUGCGGAGACGCCACCACCGAGGUCUUUUCCUAAGCGCCCCAGCCAGGUUCCCUCUUCCUUGCUCUUCCACUGCGCGGCCGUUAACGAAGAGCACGGGGUUAUUGGGUCUGGGGUCUCGGGUUCUGCUAACGUGAGCUGGGGUUGGGUCAGCGGAGCGGUGACAAGGACGCUGGGGCACAGCGAGGCCAAGGGCAGCCGAGCGCCCAGUGUGGCCGAGCUCCCGCUCCUCAGCCGGGUCCUUCCUGGAGCCUCUUCCCCCGGCACGAGCUCUCGGCAGCUGCUCCCGGCUCAGGGCGACCGAGACACGGCCGAGGAGCACGAGGUGCAGGAUGGUGGAGAGAGGGGCCUGUUCCAUGACGCUACUUCGCUUUGUGUUCUGCUUCAACCACCAAUAAAAGUGUUCUGUGCAUCA